Myripristis murdjan (pinecone soldierfish) is the source of this 1918-nucleotide messenger RNA. It is a transcript of the gene sspn, whose product is annotated as sarcospan (Kras oncogene-associated gene). Gene Ontology annotation, cellular component: dystrophin-associated glycoprotein complex; sarcolemma. The transcript has 3 exons. Lineage: Eukaryota; Metazoa; Chordata; Actinopteri; Holocentriformes; Holocentridae. Bases 321 to 1004 code for a protein of 227 amino acids. The record is from RefSeq and is a predicted model, not a curated record.
CCCUUCCCUCCUCUUCCUUUCCUCCACAGUAUGCUGCUGCUCUAUAUGUGGCACUGGAGCUGCUGAAGGAAUCCAGUCCAAAUGUUUUCCAUAUUAGUUCAGAGCCUUCUCUUAUUCCAAGUAGCAGCCGAGCUGGGCUUAUAGUGAGAGGAGGCCUCAGCAGGAAGGGGAAGGGAAGGGGGGGAGAGGCAGACUGUAGGGCAGCCUAGUCCACCCCAAACAGAACAACAGUAAAAGUCGCGAGGACAGAAAGGGAAACAAGGGAGUGAAAACAGCCAUCUCGAGGGCUAAAGAAGGGCUUCACUGAAGACAGGAAAGAGAUGAGAAAGGGGGAAAAAGGUUUCUCGGGCCAGGAGAAGGAGAAGAAGGGUAUGACGAGGAGUGAUGAAGGGCCAGCGCCAGAGGACGCCCACAAGUGUUGUGGCUGUCACUUCCCUCUGCUCAUCGCCCUGCUCCAGCUGCUGCUGGGGGUGGCCAUCACAGCUGUGGCCUUCCUUAUGCUGGCCAUCAGCCCCUCGCUUCUAGCCAGGGAGACACCACACUGGGCCGGGAUCAUUCUGUGUUUGGUUGCCAUCCUGGGCCUCAUCCUGUACUUUAUCACCUAUCUCCCUGAUGAGAGGACUUCUAUGCAAUUCAUUGCCAAGCUCCUGUACUUUGUCCUGUGUACGAUUGGCCUGGUCAUCUCUGUGCUUGUCAUGGCUUUUGCCGGACACCACUACUCACAGGCCAGUAACUUCAACUGUGAGCUGGAGGGAGAAAACUGCAUGUGCAAACUGGACCCAGAUGACCCCAUCGCUCGCACCUUCACCUACGAAGCGGUCGACGACUGCGAAGUGAUCACCGGGACUCUCACGCUGUACUUCCUGCUCCAGAUCGUGCUGAACCUGGCCCAAGCCAUUGUCUGUGCCGUCGGUGCCUUUAUCAUGUGGAAGCACCGCUACCAGGUCUUCUUCGUUGGUUUGCAGAUUGGCUCUCCCUCCGCCCAGCAGUGGCAGAAGGUCUGAGGUGAUGAAAAGCUGAUGGGCUGAUCAGUGAAUCAGGAUGGAGGGUAGAAUAAUGCCGCCUGCCGUGAUUACACUUUUAUGGACAGGCCUUGGAACGCUUACCAUUUUGGUGUGUGCAUAAAUGUGUUCUCUUUGAUCUCAAGUUAUAUAUUUUUGGGGGUGGUUGUGUUUUACUAUACUGGCUUUUUGCACAAAUUUUGUAUGCCACUCUUAUAACUUUGUACUUACAAUUGCCAGUGUUAUUAGGAUAACUUCAAUAAUUUAAAGAGAAAAAAAAACAACAGAUGGUCUAUUUUUGGAAAACAGCGCCAGUCUUUUGUGUUUAAGAUCUUGGAAUUUUUAUAAUCUUUCCAAAAGUCCUGAUGAUUGCAAAGCUGACAGUUUUUCCUGUUGAUACUGACAUGUAGCCAUUAUAUAUAUAUGCUACAUUUGAUUAAUUCUUACGUUAAUGAAGUACAGUACUAAACCACUUAAAGGGGAACUUUUCUGAAAAACUUCACAUAUCCUAAAAAUCUACAUAGUCUUGAAAUUUUUACUUUGGUUUAAGAUUCAUUGCGAUUAUGUCCUCCAGUGAUACUUGAGGUGGCAAACUUAAUCAGUGUGUUGUGGAAUUAAGUGAAUGAUAACAUCAUGUUUGGAAAGUGGUUUUCUCACAUUGAAAAGCAAAAGUAAUUAUUUAAUAACUACAUGCGGUAUCAACAAUCUUUCUCCGGGGCUCAACAUUUUUAGUUUAAGUCUUCAGUCUGAAAACUAUGGCAGUCAGGCAUAAUGUAAGCAAAAGAUCCUUUUAUGUGAUAUUGCACAAUCAAAACAAAAAGAUCUUGAGGUUUUCAUUGCCGUAAUAAUGUUUACAGCUGUGUUAGACUGGCUACUGUAAUUCAUUUUUUCAUUUUUACAUCAGUGGAAAAGAACUA